AUGGAUGUCGAAGCGCUGCUGCGAAAGAGGUCUUCCGAGGUGUCGAUCGAAGUGUUUGAUCCUGAUCACUAUCACUUGCUCGUCAAUGCUAUUCAGAACAUUCUUUCAACAGAGCUGGCUGAGUUGAGCAUAGCGCAGCUGAUUGAUGGCGUUCCUUUGAUGAUGUGGGUCUUUGAAGGCCGCGAUGUCUACUCGAGAAAGGCCACCCAUUGCUUGAACACGAGAAUCUUUGUGAGGGUGCCCUUGAUCAAGCGCGCAUCCUACAUUGUGGUACACUCUAACUCACCCACCGGGCAGAUCAUGCAAGCAUAUCAGAUUUCUGAGAUUGGGUUAGGGGAGUUCAAGAUGAGGUUGGUCGAACUGACCGCCGUCGCGGUACACAACCUAGCGGUUCUUGUAUACCAAGGACAUCCAAAGUUUCACAGCCAGGAGGAAAUCGACAAAACUGUAUCCUGGACAGUUCCGCCUCGAUGGAUAGAGGACGAUGGACUUAAACUGCGCUGGGAGAAAGUCAUUGAACCCCACCCAACACUCUUCUAUCGUAUUGAUUAUCUCGAUCAUGACCGCUACACCCAUGGUCUUGCCGAUGUAGUUGGCUACUGGGCAGAGGAUCGCAAUUUUGGUGGUGUCGUUCUGUUUGAGAAAGGCGACUAUCCAGAGUUACAGGAGGCUUUUGAUGAACUCACAAACUAUGAAUCAGAGGAAUCCUUCGUCGUCACUCUAGAGUAUGACGAAAGGGGCUUGCCAAUUGUCACCAAGAGCCCUAGGGACCCAGGGGCUUCAGAAGACAACAUGUCCCAGGCAUCAAGUGGCAAGCGUAGGAAACUUGAAGAUGGAUCUGGAAAAAUACCGCCGGCGCCCUCUGAAUUACUCUUAGUCUCGCCGCCUUCACUAGGCUCACCACCCCCUUUGGACUCUCCGCCGCCCCUUAGCUCACCUCGUCUUUGCUCGGCAGAACCACUGGAACUAUCAUCUUCACCCGACGCAAGAGAAGCACCAGGCUCAGAGAGCGUCUCGCUCCAUGACAAGGAUGCCACUGCAAAUGUUGACAUUGAGUCCAAGGAAUAA
Messenger RNA from Podospora pseudopauciseta, 1068 nucleotides. RefSeq lists its product as uncharacterized. The record is from RefSeq and is a predicted model, not a curated record. Lineage: Eukaryota; Fungi; Ascomycota; Sordariomycetes; Sordariales; Podosporaceae. Bases 1 to 1068 code for a protein of 355 amino acids. The transcript is spliced from 3 exons.